AUCUCAUCCAAUUUUAUUAUCCGAACAAGGGAGUGCGCAACUUCCGAGCUCACCGAGGUCGCCGCAGCUGCAACAAUGGCGACCGCAGCGGCGAGCUUCGUCCCCGUCGCCUCUCUUCUUCUUCCUCCCCCCUCCUCCUCCUCUGGAAGAAGAGGAAACGCCAUGGGGAGCUCCUCCUCCUCUUCGUCGUUUCACUCGUCGCUUCGAUCCCCUCCCCUCUCCUCUCCUUCGACUCGGCUCCGCUCCGACGCGCGGCAGCGCCGCCGCAGCGGCUUCGCGGUGGCGUGCGUUUCUCCGACGCACGAUCCCGCGUCCUCCGCCGCCGCCACCAAGCUUUACGUUAGUGGUCUUUCUUUUCGUACCACUCAAGAGAGUCUUCGGAAUGCUUUCGAAAAAUUUGGUCAGCUUGUGGAAGUGAACCUUGUGAUGGAUAGAGUAGCAAAUAGACCCAGGGGCUUUGCAUUUCUCCGUUAUGCCACUGAGGAGGAAUCUAAGAAGGCCAUUGAGGGAAUGCACGGAAAGUUCCUGGAUGGCAGAGUUAUAUUCGUUGAAGUUGCAAAACCACGAUCCGAGCUGCGCCGAAGUCCCAAGCAAAGCCCAAGGAGCUCCUCUUUCUUUAUUGGGAAGGAUUGGGGAACUUAGCAUAUUUGCAUUCACCUUCAUCUUGCCAUAUUUCUACAAAAGUCCUGUGCUGUUAUCACGUUAAAAUGUUAACAAUUUAUUUACAGAAUGUUUAAAACCCGAAGGUUUUGUAGCAUUUGAUGAACAGUAUAAUAUUCAAAUGGUUUGUCCUAAGUUGUUUGGAUGUGAAUAUAUCUCAGUAUUAGAUC
Messenger RNA from Ananas comosus (pineapple), 830 nucleotides. RefSeq names its product RNA-binding motif protein, Y chromosome, family 1 member B. The transcript has 4 exons. Bases 76 to 642 code for a protein of 188 amino acids. Gene Ontology annotation, molecular function: RNA binding. The record is from RefSeq and is a predicted model, not a curated record. Gene Ontology annotation, cellular component: chloroplast. NCBI's taxonomy places the organism in Eukaryota, Viridiplantae, Streptophyta, Magnoliopsida, Poales, Bromeliaceae. Gene Ontology annotation, biological process: chloroplast mRNA modification; cytidine to uridine editing.